CUGCUAAAAUUGGAGAUAUUCCUCACUUGAAUAAUUCUACAACACUUGUGGACCCCUCAGUCUACGGUUAUGGAGUGCAGAAACGGCCCCUGGAUGAUGGAGGUCUCCGUGUCAGUGGGCUCCAUGGAGCACAGAUAAGAGACACAGAGAGAAUAGGUAACCAGUUAGGGGCCCUGGUACAUCAAAGGGCUGUAAUAACAGAAGAGUUCAAAGUGCCUGAUAAAAUGGUUGGAUUUAUAAUCGGCAGGGGAGGAGAGCAGAUCUCACGGAUUCAGGCAGAGUCUGGCUGCAAAAUUCAAAUUGCUCCAGACAGUGGUGGGAUGCCCGAGAGGCCCUGUGUACUCACUGGGACACCAGAGAGCAUUGAACAAGCAAAACGGCUACUGGGGCAGAUUGUAGAUCGCUGUCGGAACGGACCUGGUUUUCACAACGAUGUUGAUGGCAACAGUACGAUUCAGGAGAUUUUGAUCCCGGCAUCCAAAGUGGGUCUAGUCAUCGGCAAAGGAGGUGAAACAAUAAAACAGUUGCAGGAGCGAACAGGUGUGAAAAUGAUCAUGAUCCAGGAUGGUCCAUUGCCCACUGGAGCAGAUAAACCUCUCCGUAUUACUGGAGAUGCAUUUAAAGUACAGCAAGCAAGGGAAAUGGUACUGGAGAUCAUCCGAGAGAAAGAUCAGGCAGACUUCCGAGGCGUACGCAAUGAUUUCAGUUCUAGAAUGGGAGGAGGAAGCAUAGAGGUCUCUGUGCCCAGGUUUGCUGUUGGAAUUGUGAUAGGAAGAAAUGGAGAAAUGAUCAAAAAGAUUCAGAAUGAUGCUGGAGUUAGGAUUCAAUUUAAACCAGAUGAUGGGAUUAGUUCCGAGAGAGUCGCACAGGUCAUGGGGCUUCCCGAUCGGUGUCAACAUGCAGCACACAUCAUCAGUGAGCUCAUUCUCACAGCACAGGAACGAGAUGGCUUUGGAAAUUUGGCUGUUGCCCGAGGAAGAGGUCGUGGCCGUGGGGACUGGAGUGUCGGAACACCUGGGGGCAUGCAGGAGAUAACCUACACGGUGCCAGCUGACAAGUGUGGGCUUGUUAUAGGCAAAGGUGGUGAGAACAUCAAGAGCAUAAACCAGCAGUCAGGAGCCCAUGUGGAGCUCCAGAGGAACCCACCUCCAAACACAGACCCUGGUGUACGAAUAUUCACAAUCCGAGGAGUUCCCCAGCAAAUCGAACUCGCUAGACAUCUCAUAGAUGAGAAAGUUGGUGGUACCAGCAUGGGUGGACCUGGAGGAUUUGGUCAAAGUCCGUUCAGCCAAGCACCCACGACACCUCAUCAAAAUGGCCCUCAGGCAUUCAUGACGCAGGGUUGGGGCAGUACCUACCAGACGUGGCAGCAGCCUGGACAGCAAGUCCCAGGUCACGCUGCCAGUGCUGCUUCUCAGGCAAGUUCCCAGCCGGACUACACGAUGGCUUGGGCAGAGUAUUACAGACAGCAGGCUGCCUACUAUGGGCAGACACUAGGGCAGGCUCAGGCCCACAGCCAGGAGCAGUAGAACAAGGUCCUCGUGGCAAUUUUGUUUUUAUUUGAUGUUGGUUUUUUUUUUGUUUUUCCUUGGAAUGGAAUCAUUGUGGAAACAAACCUUUUUGUAACAGAGGUUUCUAGAUUUGCAACAUUUUGAUGAAGACUUUUCUGUUUGUUUGUGAAACACUAGCUGUAGGAUAAUCUAUACUGAACUUUUUCUAAGAAUCAGGAACAAUUAGUCAUGUAACUAAACUUACGGACACGCUGGUAAUUUUUGUUUCCAAAUUUGUAAAAAA
Molecule: messenger RNA, 1794 nt
Organism: Chaetura pelagica (chimney swift)
Lineage: Eukaryota; Metazoa; Chordata; Aves; Apodiformes; Apodidae
Gene: FUBP3
Product: far upstream element (FUSE) binding protein 3
Exons: 17
Coding region: 225-1529 (434 amino acids)
Biological process (GO): regulation of gene expression
Cellular component (GO): nucleus; cytoplasm
Molecular function (GO): mRNA binding
Source: RefSeq, a predicted model, not a curated record